Scophthalmus maximus (turbot) is the source of this 3471-nucleotide messenger RNA. It is a transcript of the gene txndc16, whose product is annotated as thioredoxin domain containing 16. Lineage: Eukaryota; Metazoa; Chordata; Actinopteri; Pleuronectiformes; Scophthalmidae. The coding region runs from base 487 to 3009 and encodes 840 amino acids. The transcript is spliced from 20 exons. The record is from RefSeq and is a predicted model, not a curated record.
AACUCUGUGAGCUCGACCGCUGUUUCUGGAUGGAUGAAGCAUCAGCAGCAACAGACAAACAUUUUUCAGCUAAAGUGAGCGGUUUGGCGUCAAAUAACCUUGCGAAAAUAACCGUGUCUGUUGGCGUUCGUCUCCCGCGGACAUAUGUCGACAUGCAUAUUCUAAUCUCCCAGGUGCGUAACGUUAGCUAGCUCUAUAAAAAAAAACCAAAAAACCCAACAUUGGGCGAAGAAGGCAGAGAACGAGCCUAGCCAAUGAACUAGCUUCAUCUCCGUUCCCACGUGAAGCAGAAAGCGCAAAGUUUGGGACUUCUUACAGGACUCUACACUGCCACGGAUAACUUCCUGUCCCCGUGCCUCCAUGUCCCGUUUAUCAGGACUCUAGCUGUGGUUUCUAACGUCUUUGUAUCUGGGGAAAAGAACAAAAAGUUGAACUUUCAACCCACGCCGACUUCCUCAGAGUGCACGACCCAGUCUUUUCUGCACGAUGUGGAUGUGUAUUGCCGCUUUCCUGUUGUGGACUGAGUCAGUAGGAUGCACAGAGAAAGCCAACACGUCGGAACUCAUUGAAUACACCGCUGUGGACUUCUACGAGAAAUUGCAUUCUGGGAAGAUGAUGUUUACUUAUUUUAAGAACAAAGUCUCUCCAACCGUCUCUCUCUUCCUGGUGGAGCUGGAGAAGUCUGCUGAAGUUCUGCAGGAUUAUGGAGUACUGGUCGGAAUGGUCAAUUGCAAUAAAGAGCUGGUUCGCACGUACUGCACAGAUGAAAGGCUACUGCACACAGCUUUUCUGUUCAGGGGGGGCAAAGAGUUCUUGGGAUUCGACCUGGACACCGUGUUUGACGUCAACUCCAUAGUCUCUGAAGUCCUGUUCACCAUUCUCCGCGAAGAGGUCAAGUAUGUCCACACAGAUGCCGACCUCUUGGCCAUGGAGAAAGCAGCCAGGGGCCACAAGGAUAUUGUGCUGGGUUACGUCAGCAGUCUAGGAACACAAGAGCACAGAUCAAUGAUGGAGACAGCAUAUGUGUAUGGAUCAAAAUACCAGUUCAUCCUCAUUACCGGAGGGCCAGUCCUGAAACAUUUAGGUGGCAAUGAAUCGUCUCACUCGUCUCAAGUGUGGUUCCUCCAUUGUAGAGUUCAAAGUGGGUUCAUGACCUCUGUGACCUCUGAGCGCUGCCCUUUGACCCUCAUGAGGAAACCCCUGUCCAUCCUCAGCCUCCACUCCUUCCUGCAGCUCAUGGAGGCUCCACUGGUGUCUGAAGUAUACAAUGACCCAUCCGUGGUCCCGCCCCCCCAGUUCCCCUACCAGCAGACCCCCCAGGUCUUCCUGUUCUCCCGUCCUGCAACCAAGCACCUGGACCUGGACACAGCCACCACUCUCGCCUGGAGACUCCGCGGCAUUGCCCUGCUGCUCCUCGUACACAGGCAGAGUCCUGCAGUGAAAACCCCUGAUGAAUAUAAUGCUGCUUACAGGCUGCCCGAGAAGAGUUUGGAGAUGAAGUACAUGACUUUACACAACCUUGAUGAGGUGCUGGAGCUCUUUACAAUUCACGAGAAAUCGGGAGAGGAGGAAGUGGAGGAUGAAGAGGAGGACGAGGGGCUGGAGGACGACGAUUCAGAUUUUGGCACGCUGGAUGAUGACAUCGUAGUGUCUGUUUACAAAAACAGAGGCAGCUUUCUGGACAUGGACUCAAUUACCCAACCAACUUCUGACAACAUCCACACUACGUUAGCACAAAGCAACUUGACUGUGGCACUCUUCUACCUCAAAUGGAAUGCUGUUUCAAUGGCCUUUCUCAGCUCUUUCAUUGAAGUUGCUGAGAGACUCACAGACUCUGAGGUUGACAACGUGCAGAUGAUCGCCGUCGACUGUGGAGAGUGGACUGACCUCUGUGCCGGGCAGGCAGGUGGCUCUCUCCCGGUGCUGUUUCAGCCAAUCACGGCCUUCCCAAGCGUCUUGGUGCUCCGCCCCCAAGAGUCAGCCCAGCACUACAAAGGCAUGCUGGGUAGUGAGCCGUUGCAUCGCUUCAUCAUGCUGAGUUUCCCAGCUUCUCCUGCGUUACUGUCCACUCAGGAGGAAGUGACGUCAUUUCUACAGGAAGUGCCUCACCCCGAGUUAGCAGGCUAUAUGCCUUCCAGAGUACUGGGACUGUUCAACACACAAACACAUGCAGGAGUGCCUGUGUUUACUGAAGCAGCAAAGUCACUUAGAGGAGAGGUGCUGACUGGAGUGUUGACAGAUGGGCUGGCAGAGAAAUGGGCCAUAGAACACACGGUGGACCUUCCUGCAGUGUUGGCAUUUCCACCUUGGAGGACACACUCCCAUCCCUCCAAGCUGCCUGCGUUCUCCUCUGCUGAGGAGCUGCUCACUCACAUCAACACUGCACUGAUCCAUCCAAUGCCUGAACUGACGGUGGAAAAUCUGCCAUCCUUCCUCUCCCUGGGUAAAGCCCUCCUCCUCCUCUUUGUGGGAGAGGAGGAGGACGAGAUCGGGCGGAGGCAGAACCAGGCGCUGGUGGAGGAGAUGAGACGAGUGGUGGAGUUGGGAGAGGGGAGGAUGGAGCGAUAUGUAGCCUGCUGGAUCCACCUUGGCCACACUCCAGCCGGGAUGUCUGUCCUGGGGUCAUACCUGGGCACUAUGCCCCCGUUGCCUGCUCUAGUCCUCACCCAUUUGCCCUCUGGAGGUGAAAUCUAUCAAUACCCCCCAAACACCCCCAUAGUGACCCCCUUUGUCCUGCAAUGGCUACAGAGGAUUGAAGAUGGGACGGAGUCGACUGCAGGGAUAUUGGGUGAAGAUAGUUGGCCAUCUGCGGUAGAGUUCUAUGACUUUCUGAAAGUCAUGGACACGCAGGAACGCAGCUCCCCCCAGCAGCAAGCACCUGACUUGGAAGAGGAGGACGUGGACAUGGAAGAGGAGAAUUUGGAAAAUGAUUUGUUGGUGGAAGACGCAGCAGAUUCCUCCAAUGCCUCUCCUGCUGAUGAUACCCUUACCGAUCAUUCUGAACUGUAACAGAUGAAGAUGGUAGGGAAGUAACACCAAAGCCCUCAUUACAUUUGUUUGACUAUUGAUAUGGAAUUUAUUUUUUCUUUUUAGUCAAUUAUAAUUUUAUUUUUCUAUGAUGCUCCUUUUAUAAUGGGAUUGUUGAAUGUGUAAAUAAUUUUAUUGUCAGAGUAGUGCAGCUUUAACUUAUUUUUCUCUUUGUUGUUGUUGUGAUUCUCCUACUCUGGCCGGGCCGCGAACCUGCUACCUGCGGCUGUCCGACGCACUGACUAGUAGGCCAAAAUAAGAUAGUUAUUAUUGUUUUAUUUUCAAACAGGUUUAGUUUAAAAAAGUUAGGCAUUAUAGGCAAGAGCUUCAGCCUACACUUGUUUCAAACUGCUGAUAUGAUUUGUAAAUAUGUUGAUGUUGGUCCGUUCUGUUGUUGUUGUUGAAAGUCAGUCUGAAAUAAACUUCAAACUCCAAAACCGUGAA